This is a messenger RNA of Cygnus atratus (black swan), 2719 nucleotides long. It is a transcript of the gene TCF4, whose product is annotated as transcription factor 4. The transcript is spliced from 20 exons. Gene Ontology annotation, biological process: regulation of transcription by RNA polymerase II. NCBI's taxonomy places the organism in Eukaryota, Metazoa, Chordata, Aves, Anseriformes, Anatidae. The record is from RefSeq and is a predicted model, not a curated record. The coding region runs from base 346 to 2361 and encodes 671 amino acids. Gene Ontology annotation, cellular component: transcription regulator complex. Gene Ontology annotation, molecular function: protein dimerization activity; DNA-binding transcription factor activity, RNA polymerase II-specific; RNA polymerase II cis-regulatory region sequence-specific DNA binding.
UUUUUUAAUUUUUUUUUUCUGAAAUUUUGUAUUUUUUUUUUUCCGGCUGGCUGGUGUUUCGGCUGGCCGGGUGGGGGAGCGGUUGGCGGUCGGUAACCCAAAAACCCAACAAAGCCAGGUGUAGGGUGCCUGUAAAGCUGUGGAGUACCCGGAGCAGCACUGACCCCCCCAGUACUUCUUCGUGGUUUCGGAGGGUCACACACGUGUGAGAUAAUAAAGCACUUUGGCAGAAGAUUCCUUUUUUUUUCUUUUUUUUUUUUUUUUUUACAAAAUUUUUUCUUUUUUCUCCCUUGGAAUAUUGUGAACAUAUUUGUGGCCAUUUAAGGUUUGUGUGAUUUUGCUAAAAUGCAUCACCAACAGCGAAUGGCUGCCUUAGGGACGGACAAAGAACUGAGUGAUUUACUGGAUUUCAGUGCGAUGUUUUCACCUCCUGUGAGCAGUGGCAAAAAUGGACCAACUUCCUUGGCAAGUGGACAUUUUACUGGCUCAAAUGUAGAAGACAGAACUAGCUCAGGGUCCUGGGGGAAUACAGGACAUCCUAGUCCAUCCAGGAACUAUGGAGAUGGGACUCACUACGAUCAUAUGGCGAGCAGAGACCUCGGGUCACACGACAAUCUCUCUCCUCCUUUUGUCAAUUCCAGAAUACAAAGUAAAACAGAAAGGGGUUCGUACUCGUCGUAUGGAAGAGAUUCGAAUUUACAGGGUUGCCACCAGCAAAGUCUCCUGGGAGGGGAGAUGGACAUCGGCAACCCCGGGGCGCUCUCCCCCAGCAAGCCGGGCUCCCAGUACUACCAGUACUCCAGCAAUAACCCCCGCCGGAGGCCUCUGCACAGCACCUCCAUGGAAGUACAAACAAAGAAAGUUCGGAAAGUUCCUCCAGGUUUGCCGUCCUCAGUUUAUGCCCCGUCAGCAAGCACUGCCGACUACAAUAGGGAUUCACCAGGUUAUCCAUCCUCAAAACCAGCAGCCAGCACUUUUCCUAGCUCCUUCUUCAUGCAAGAUGGCCAUCACAGCAGCGACCCGUGGAGCUCCUCCAGCGGGAUGAACCAGCCCGGCUACGGGGGCAUGCUGGGCAACUCUUCUCACCUCCCCCAGUCCAGCAGCUACUGCAGCCUGCACCCCCACGACCGCUUGAGCUACCCAUCACACUCCUCAGCAGACAUCAACUCCAGUCUUCCUCCGAUGUCCACCUUCCACCGCAGUGGCACGAAUCAUUACAGCGCCUCGUCGUGCACGCCGCCUGCCAACGGGACCGACAGCAUCAUGGCAAACAGAGGAAGUGGGGCGGCAGGCAGCUCGCAGACUGGUGAUGCGCUGGGGAAAGCACUUGCCUCUAUCUAUUCUCCAGAUCACACCAACAACAGCUUUUCAUCAAAUCCUUCAACUCCUGUUGGUUCUCCCCCUUCUCUCUCAGCAGGCACAGCUGUUUGGUCUAGAAAUGGAGGUCAAGCGUCAUCAUCUCCCAAUUAUGAAGGUCCCUUACACUCUUUGCAAAGCCGGAUCGAGGACCGCCUGGAGAGGCUGGACGACGCCAUCCACGUGCUGCGCAACCACGCGGUGGGGCCCGCCACCGCCAUGCCGGGCGGCCACGCCGACAUGCACGGCUUGAUAGGGCCCUCGCACAACGGCGCCAUGGCGGGCCUGGGCUCCGGCUACGGCACCGGCCUGCUCUCCGCCAACCGGCACUCGCUCAUGGUCGGCGCCCACCGCGAGGACGGGGUGAGCCUCCGCGGCAGCCACUCGCUCGUGCCAAACCAGGUGCCGGUGCCCCAGCUGCCCGUCCAGUCGGCCACGUCCCCGGACCUGAACCCGCCCCAGGACCCCUACAGGGGCAUGCCAGCUGGACUGCAAGGGCAGAGCGUCUCUUCAGGUAGCUCCGAAAUCAAAUCUGACGACGAGGGAGACGAAAACCUCCAGGACACAAAAUCUUCUGAGGACAAGAAACUAGAGGAUGACAAGAAGGAUAUCAAAUCAAUUACUAGGUCAAGAUCUAGCAAUAACGACGAUGAGGACCUGACACCCGAGCAGAAAGCCGAGCGAGAAAAGGAGAGGCGAAUGGCCAACAACGCUCGGGAGCGCCUGCGCGUGCGCGACAUCAACGAGGCGUUCAAGGAGUUGGGCCGGAUGGUGCAACUCCACCUGAAGAGCGACAAGCCCCAGACGAAGCUCCUGAUUUUGCACCAGGCUGUGGCUGUCAUCCUCAGCUUAGAGCAGCAAGUCAGAGAAAGAAACCUGAAUCCUAAAGCAGCCUGUCUGAAAAGAAGGGAAGAAGAGAAAGUCUCUUCAGAUCCUCCUCCACUUUCCCUGGCAGGACCCCACCCUGGGAUGGGAGAUGCCUCCAAUCACAUGGGACAGAUGUAAAAAAAGGUCCAAGUUGCCACAUUUCUUCAUUUAAACAAGAGACCACUUCCUUAACAGCUGUAUUAUCUUAAACCCACAUAAACACUUCUCCUUAACCCCUUUUUUGUAAUAUAAGACAAGUCUGAGUAGUUAAGAAUCACAGACGCAAGAGGUUUCAGCAUUCCCGAUUAUUAAAAACAAGAAAAAACAAACAAAAAGUGCAACUUGAGGGACGACUCUCUUUAACAUAUCAUUCAGAAUGUCUAACGCAGUAUGUUACGAGCUGUAAGUGCACAGCCUAGAGACUGAAUGGCAAUCUUCUCCACACUGUGGGACAAUGCAUUUGUGCCUAAACUUCUUUUGGAAAAAAAAAAUAUAA